This is a messenger RNA of Malania oleifera, 3088 nucleotides long. Its product is annotated as probable xyloglucan glycosyltransferase 6. Bases 396 to 2459 code for a protein of 687 amino acids. The record is from RefSeq and is a predicted model, not a curated record. Lineage: Eukaryota; Viridiplantae; Streptophyta; Magnoliopsida; Santalales; Ximeniaceae. Gene Ontology annotation, molecular function: glycosyltransferase activity. Gene Ontology annotation, cellular component: Golgi apparatus. The transcript is spliced from 5 exons.
GUUUCCAUAGACAGUCCACGAGCCAGUAGGCACGUUUAAAAAAUAACCAAACAUUUCGUAGACUCAGAUUGGAGGGGCAGAAGAGACAGAGAGAUACCAUCCCCCACUCGCAGUUGAGUUCACGCGAUGCCACGUGCCUCCGCGAUUAGCGGCCGUGGCUCGCGUGGUAAUCCUUAAACUAAAUUUCAAACCCCUUGACCUUCACAUGGCCAACGUCAUUAGCCCUCCCUCUGCCUUCAUUACAUGUAAACACAGGGCAGCUUCCGCUUAAUUUGGUGCCUCACUAAUUUUAGCAGUGUUCCUCCAUUUCGGAUCACAGAAAACUCAGAGAGAGAGAGAGUGAAAUGCUUCACUGAGGAAGAGAGAUCUGAGAGAGGGAAGCUGCGAAGAGUUCUAUGUCUCGGCCUCCGAACUACGAGUUUCAGGAAUGGUGGAACAAGCAGAGAGAGAAGAACGAUGCCGGCGAUCUUUUUCUUGCCAAAUCCGAAAACCCUAGCUGGUUGACGGUCGAGAUCCGGAGCCCCGCCGCCGAUCGGACGGUCGGGAAGGAGCGAACGCGCAGCGCGCGCCAGCUCUACUGGGUCUGCCUCUUGAGAUUCCAGCAGCUAGCCGGUUAUCUGGCUUGGGUCACUAAUGGAUUCAUUUCCCUUCUCCGCACCGCGAACCGGCGGAUCAGUUCAUCCGAAGACGCGCCCGUGGUUUCGCGAUCCGAGUCGCGGUUGUAUCGAGCGAUUAAAGUGUUUUUGAUUCUUGUGUUGAUGUUGUUGUGCUUUGAGCUCCUAGCGUACUUCAAAGGAUGGCAUUUUAGUCCUCCGUCCGUGGGGUCAGCGGAGGUGCUUGGCUUCGUUGGGCUUGUCUAUGCAAAGUGGCUCGAGAUCAGGGCGAAUUAUUUGGCGCCGCCGUUGCAGAGUUUGACCAAUGUGUGUAUUGUUCUCUUCUUGAUUCAGUCGGUGGAUCGUGUAGUUUUGAUGCUCGGGUGCUUUUGGAUCAAGUUUCGGAGGAUAAAGCCCGUGGCUGUAAUGGAAUUUUCAGCUGACGUGGAGAACGAGAAUGCACAGGAUUACCCAAUGGUGCUGGUGCAGAUCCCAAUGUGCAAUGAGAAGGAGGUCUACCAACAAUCCAUUGCUGCAGUGUGUAUCCAAGAUUGGCCGAAGGAAAAAAUGCUUGUUCAAGUUCUGGAUGAUUCUGAUGAUUUGGACGUUCAACUCCUCAUCAAAGCAGAAGUUCAAAAAUGGCAGCAGAGGGGUGUACGCAUAUUGUAUAGGCAUCGUCUUAUACGCACAGGCUAUAAGGCAGGAAAUCUCAAAUCUGCUAUGAACUGCGAUUAUGUAAAGGACUAUGAAUUUGUUGCAAUAUUUGAUGCUGAUUUUCAACCGGGGCCUGAUUUCUUGAAGAAAACUAUUCCUUAUUUCAAGGGGAAUGAUGAUCUGGCAUUGGUUCAAACAAGAUGGGCCUUCGUAAAUAAGGAUGAAAACUUGCUUACGAGAUUGCAAAACAUAAACUUGUCCUUUCACUUUGAAGUUGAACAACAGGUCAAUGGUGUGUUCAUCAACUUUUUUGGUUUCAACGGAACUGCUGGUGUAUGGAGAAUCAAAGCACUUGAGGACUGUGGUGGGUGGUUGGAACGAACAACUGUUGAGGACAUGGAUGUUGCUGUUCGUGCUCACCUUUGUGGAUGGAAGUUCAUAUAUUUGGAUGAUGUUAAGUGCCUUUGUGAACUACCAGAAUCUUAUGAGGCAUACAAGAAACAGCAACACCGCUGGCAUUCGGGUCCAAUGCAAUUGUUUCGCUUGUGCUUCUUUGACAUACUUCAUUCAAAGGUGAGUUUAGCCAAGAAGGCCAAUUUGAUAUUUCUUUUCUUCCUCCUUCGGAAGCUUAUCCUCCCCUUCUAUUCAUUUACUCUGUUCUGCAUUAUUCUCCCUCUGACCAUGUUUCUACCAGAAGCUCAAUUACCGGCUUGGGUGGUCUGUUAUGUCCCUGGAAUCAUGUCCAUCUUGAAUAUCCUUCCAGCACCACGCUCAUUCCCAUUUAUAGUCCCGUACCUUCUCUUUGAAAACACUAUGUCUGUGACCAAAUUCAAUGCCAUGAUAUCAGGACUUUUUCGAUUCGGGAGUUCUUAUGAAUGGGUAGUUACAAAGAAAUUGGGAAGAUCAUCAGAGGCGGACCUAGUUGCCUUCGCUGAAAAAGAAUCUGAUCCUUUAGUGGAAAGUCCCAAUCUCCACAGGUCAUCUUCAGAAUCAGGCCUUGAUGAGCUGAACAAAUUAGAGAUGACAAAGAAAACUGGGAAAACUAAAAGAAAUCGUUUAUACAGGAAGGAACUUACUCUUGCAUUUAUUUUGUUAACUGCAUCAGUGAGAAGCUUGUUGUCGGCUCAGGGGAUUCACUUUUACUUCCUGUUGUUUCAAGGCAUUACUUUCCUGGUUGUUGGUCUUGAUUUGAUUGGAGAGCAGGUAAGCUAGCAAUGAGUAUUUCCAUCAUUGGCCAAGCACUUUCCCAGGAUUUCGAUGGGGAGAUGGAAGGUCACACCAAUGACUGCCUUGAAAUCAAUUUUGAAGCGUCAAUAAUCAGACCUUCGCUGUUCAUAUGUGCAAUUGGUGGUUCAUGACUUAUAUCUAAGCAAUUUAUUCUUUUUUGGCAAUGGUUGCUUCCCUCGUACGCGUACUCUUAUUUAUUUUACUCCUCAAGGAACAGAUUAUUACGUCCUUAUCAUUGCCCAGUCCAGUGCCUUGAUGCGAAGUUAGUCUUGAAGCGUCAACAGAGAUGUGACUGAGACCGCAGAUAACUGCUAGUGGUCAUCAGGCUUGCUUAUUUGGUGUAAUGCAGUGUACACGAGUUUGCCCAUGUCAAAUGACGCAAGUAUUGUUAGAUUAUUGAAUUUGUCAUCAUUUUAUUUCAUGUUAUUUUAUUUUUUGUUAUUGACAGAUUGUGUACAAUCACAUAGAUUUUGAUUUUUUGUUAAGUGUUGAAAAUUAAUUGUACUAAAAGAAACUAGUAGUCUGCUGAUCUACUAUUGCCCGAAUUUGUAAGUGAUCUUUACAUUUCUCCCAGUAAUAACAAAGUAGUCAAAAAAAGCCAUGGAUUUCCUGAA